AUGUUAGAUUAUGAAUAGCCAGGAGACUAAGGUGAUUUGAUUGUAUAUGCAAUUUACAAAGUAUUUGUAAUGAAUUUGGAUCUAAUGGGAGAUACUAUUCUAACUAAGAAUGAUUAUACUACAGCAAAACGUAAAUUAUUAUGGUUGGCAUUAUCUCAUAUGAAAGAAAGGAGAAAAGAAGAUGAUGAUGCUGAAUUUACAAGAAGAUUAAUAAAGAAAUAGAGAGAAGAAAUGUAAAAGUAAUUAGAAGAAGAAGAAGAGAGAAAGAAACAAAUAAAAAAUUAAUUAUCUGAAAAAAGAAUGUAAGUUUAUGGAUUCUUACAUACAGUAGAAUAACCUAAAGAAAUAAAGAAAGUUGAAGAAACACCUGAAUAAAUUAUGUUAAAAAGAUAAUUGGCUUAAUUUAAUGUGACCAAACCAAGAAAUAAAGUUGAAGCAUUUCUUACAAAAAUGAGAGUAAAAGAACCAUUCGAAUUUUAAUAUCCUGAACCUCAAAAAUAUGAGGCUCCUAAAAAGGAUCCUAAGGGCAAAGUAAAGAAUUUUGUUUAUGAAGUUCAAUAUCCUAAAGUAAUUCCUGGGGUUCAAUAAAUGAUAACUCCUGCUUCAUAUUGUAUUGCAUAAAUCUUUUCAGAUAAUACUUUAUAAUUUGAAUAACCAAAAUUAGAGAAAGUUUAUGAUUAUGAGAUUUUGGAAUAAUUACAAAAAUAAUAACAAAAAUAAUAACAGUAAAUGUAAGGUGUCUAAAGAAAUGUCUCUUAUUUUGGAUAAAUUGGAUCAAGAGUAUUUGAUAAUACUGAUUAUACAAAUGGAGUAAUAGUUCCUGUUGGAAGAAAGAUUGUUAAGGAAGAAGAAAAAAUAGAAAGUAAAACAAAGAGAUUAAAUAAAAUGUAAAUGGUAGAUAGAUGUAUUGAGUAAUUAGAAAAUGAAUUAUUUUUAAAUUCUUGA
Messenger RNA from Paramecium primaurelia, 945 nucleotides. The record is from the annotation of a GenBank genome assembly. Lineage: Eukaryota; Ciliophora; Oligohymenophorea; Peniculida; Parameciidae.